Molecule: messenger RNA, 1479 nt
Organism: Cololabis saira (Pacific saury)
Lineage: Eukaryota; Metazoa; Chordata; Actinopteri; Beloniformes; Belonidae
Product: leukocyte cell-derived chemotaxin 1-like
Exons: 7
Coding region: 65-1078 (337 amino acids)
Biological process (GO): negative regulation of endothelial cell proliferation; negative regulation of angiogenesis
Source: RefSeq, a predicted model, not a curated record
GGAUAACCUGGCUUCCCAUCGCGAAGCAACCAGAGAGGGAUUUACAGACAUCAAGGGAGAGAUUAUGGAAAAAGGGCAAAAUCCAACUGAUGGAUCUUGCUGUUUUGAACGCUGCAGGCCUGCGGGGCAAAGCGCAUCCAGCAUACCAACCUCUGCAGCAGUCAGUCAUGUGGUGAGAUUUGGAGCUGUGGUUCUUAUCUUUGGUGCAGUGUUCAUCCUGUGUGCAUCCGUGGCAGCUCUCUACCUGUGGAGAGUCAGUGAUAAGAAUGUUUAUAAUGGUCGCUACAGUCUGAACAUCAAUGGGGAGGUGAAGGAGGGCUCCAUGGAAAUUGAUUCUGACAACAAUCUGGAGAGAUUUAACACUGGGAGUGGAAGUGAGGAAGUCGUGGAGAUUCAUGACUUUCAAAUUGGAAUAACGGGAAUCCGCUUCUUCGGAGCAGACAAGUGCUACAUAAAAUCCCAAAUCAAAGCAAACCUUCCACUCAUGGGAGCUCACAACAAAGAUAUGCCGAUGUUUGACCUGACGGAUGAAUUAAUGCCUGUGAAGUUUGAUGAGGAGUUCCUCGUAUGGGUUGCAGCAGAGCAGCCGCUGAAGGACACCUCAUUUUUGAGCAGCAAAAUUCUUGAUCUUUGCGGCAAACUUCCCAUUUUCUGGCUCCAACCGACGUAUCCUAAAGAUGGGGAGAGGAAAAAGAGAGACGCACGGCGUGCCAAACGACAGUCGAACAUGGAGGAGACUGAGGAGUCGGCGGUGGAGGGGGAGAGUCGCUCGGAGCAGGUCGCCCCCACAGCUGCGGACACAGAGGAGUCAGGAGCGGGGUCAGCGUACAACCCUGAAAACCCCUACCUGCGCAGCGCAGGGGCCAGAGACGAGCGCGCCAUGACCUUUGACACCAUGUUAGACCACCAGGGAAUCUGCUGCGCGGAGUGCCAGCGCAGCUACACCCACUGCCAGAGAGUGUGCGAGCCGCUGCGCGGCUACUGGCCUUGGCCCUACAACUACAGAGGCUGCCAGGUAGCCUGUCGCGUCAUUAUGCCGUGUCGCUGGUGGGUGGCACGCAUUUUGGGGGUUGUGUAGCACGCCGAACUCUACAUUUUUUCUUUUUCCCUCCUCCCCCAAAAGUCUGUAAUCUUCCCUCUCCUAUUUCAAGAGAUAUAUUCAUUUCCAUGGUAAAUACUGCCGGAACGCUUCGCCUGAUAGCGUGAUGUGUAGAUGGUGGAAUAUGAUUAUGACUACAACUGUGACAGAUUUUCAUAUUUAUAGGCAUAUAAAUAUUCAUAUUCUCACAGUAAAAUUGAAAUACAUAAUUGUCACAUUCUUCCUUUGCAGCGACAGAUUCCCAAAUGUGCGUCCUUCAUGUUUGCAUUUUGAUGCUGAGGUUUCAUGCGCUGUACAGUUUUUUUCCGCUAAAGAUGUGGGACCGGAUCCAAAUUCUCAGCAGAUCAUGUACCUUUUUCUGGCUGAGCAGGCUUAAAUAA